GUCUCGUUCCAGUUCCAGGUCGCGUUGUUUGCAAAAUGGCGGCAACACCGGCUUCAAACCCAUCACAGUUGCUACCACUCGAGCUGGUGGAUAAAUGCAUCGGCUCCCGGAUACACAUCGUCAUGAAAAACGAUAAGGAGAUUGUCGGCACCUUGCUGGGGUUCGACGACUUCGUCAACAUGGUGCUCGAGGACGUCACUGAAUUUGAGAUCACACCUGAGGGCCGACGGAUAACGAAACUGGAUCAGAUUCUCCUCAACGGAAACAACAUCACCAUGUUAAUCCCAGGAGGAGAAGGACCGGAAGUGUGAGGCGGCCAGAUCAUAUUUCAGCUUUCACUUUGAUGAUUAUUAUUUUUUUAUGAAUGCAUUGUGUUUGAAUGGUGUUUUUUUUUUUUUUUUUUUUUGUCUGAAACAUGCCCUGAGUCUAUGUUAGUGUGAUGUCUGAUUAUGUAUCAGAAUGAAGAGUUGAGUUUCACAGUGAGCAUGGUUUUCAUCUGUUAUUGAAAAAAUAAAGACUUUUGUGGAGUAUGAA
Molecule: messenger RNA, 534 nt
Organism: Clarias gariepinus (North African catfish)
Lineage: Eukaryota; Metazoa; Chordata; Actinopteri; Siluriformes; Clariidae
Gene: lsm5
Product: LSM5 homolog, U6 small nuclear RNA and mRNA degradation associated
Exons: 5
Coding region: 36-311 (91 amino acids)
Biological process (GO): mRNA splicing, via spliceosome
Cellular component (GO): U4/U6 x U5 tri-snRNP complex; U6 snRNP; Lsm1-7-Pat1 complex
Molecular function (GO): RNA binding
Source: RefSeq, a predicted model, not a curated record